Messenger RNA from Salmo salar (Atlantic salmon), 3069 nucleotides. RefSeq names its product E3 ubiquitin-protein ligase KCMF1. Gene Ontology annotation, molecular function: zinc ion binding. Gene Ontology annotation, cellular component: plasma membrane. The record is from RefSeq and is a predicted model, not a curated record. Gene Ontology annotation, biological process: synaptic signaling. NCBI's taxonomy places the organism in Eukaryota, Metazoa, Chordata, Actinopteri, Salmoniformes, Salmonidae.
ACACAGCAGCAGCAGCAGGCGGCGGAGGAAAAGGAGGCACUGUCACUGUGCCAAACCGGAUCCUGCAUGAGGAAGAGGCCAGGGACAGCCAGCCCCGGCUUCUAUUCUCCAGCCGAUAUUAAUUGCGUGGUUCAAGCCAGAGUGAGCCCGUAGGGGGCUGUGUUAGGGUCCAUAGGAUGUCCCGUCAUGAAGGACAGGGUAUUGGUCAAAAUGGUCCGUCUGUGAAUUGUCUUUCGUCAGGUGUGAGCUGCGAUGCGUGUUUGAAGGGUAACUUCCGGGGGCGGCGGUACAAGUGUUUAAUUUGCUACGACUACGACCUGUGUGCGUCGUGCUACGAGGCCGGUGCCACGACCACCAGACACACAACAGAACACGCCAUGCAGUGCAUACUAACCAGGGUCGACUUCGACCUAUAUUAUGGAGGAGAGGCCUUGUCAGUGGAGCAGCCCCAGGCCUUCACCUGUCCUUACUGUGGCAGGAUGGGCUACACAGAGACUUCCCUUCAGGAGCACGUUGCUACAGAGCACACAGAGACCUCCUCAGAGGUGAUCUGUCCCAUAUGUGCUUCGCUGCCCGGCGGGGACCCUAAUCACGUGACUGACGACUUCGCUGCUCAUCUCACACUUGAACACAGAGCCCCCAGAGACUUGGAUGAGUCGAGCGGGGUGCGGCACGUGCGUAGGAUGUUCCACCCGGGUCGGGGUCUAGGGGGGCCAAGGGCCCGUCGAUCCAACAUGCACUUCACCUCCUCAACCUCCGGGGGGAGCUCUACCACACAGACCUCUACACAGAGCUCCAACUACAACAGAGAGGCUAUGGAUCCUAUAGCCGAGCUUCUCUCCCAGUUGUCGGGGGUGCGUAGGUCGGCGGGUGGCCAGCUGAGUUCAGGUCCUUCAGCCUCCCAGCUACAGCAGCUCCAGAUGCAGCUCCAGUUGGAGCGGCAGCAGACCCAGGCUGCCAGACAGCAGUUGGAGACGGCCCGGAGUGCCACGGCCCGGAGUGCCACGCAACGCAGCAGCAGCCGUACCUCCACCAACGCAGGGCUGAAUGCCAAUCCCAGCCCAGGGCAUCACAACGCCAACCCCAGUUCUAACUCUACCAGCCCUAACCCAGGGCAUCACGAGUUCACCACACACACACAGCACAGCAACUCCCAGUUCCUCCUCAACAGACUGAGUGAACCACGGUUGUCGGAGGCGGAGCGCCAGCUGAGUGAGGGCCAGUGGGCGGACCGCUCUCUCUUCGUCACGGAGCUCCUCCUCUCCACCCUGCUGGCCGAUCCGGACCACAGCGAAGAUGACGAUCUCCGUGACUACCACGACGCGGUGAUCCGAGGUUCGGACGCGUUCAGUGAUUUCGGCGACAUGGGCUGCGUGGAGGUCAUGACCUUGGACGUGGCGUUGGAGAACCUCAACCUCCGAGAACAAAAGGAGCAGCAACCCUCGCCUCUUUGAUGACGUCACUGCUGGGUGCCGCCAUCACUACAACGCUUAAACCACCAACUGCUGUUACUGACCGUCGCUUGUCAACUGAAAGAAAUAAGAUUGCAGCUCUUUUUUUUUGGGGCUUCGGUUAUUAUUAAUUUCCUUUUUCUUUUAUUUGGCUGGGUGAUGUCAACUCACUUGUCACCCCCCCCCUCCCUCCCUCGACCCCACCCCACGUUGUGUACAUGAAGUCGGGAGCAAGACGAGGGAAUGUGAACGUGAGAGAGCGAGUGUCAUGAGCGAGAGAAUGAACUAUAUAUAAAUCUAUAUAAAUAAAUCUAUGAAAAGAAAGCCGAUAAUCAAUUCCGCAUCAAGCUGUGUGUGUUUGACCCUAACAGGGCAAGGUAGGUAGGUAACCGUUUUGAUAAUUUCUCAUAAACGAGUGCACAGACUGAGUGAGAGGAGGCGGCGGCAGGCGGACAGACUUCCCAGCAGGCUAAGCUGUUCUUUGUUUAUGGUUAUUAAUAAUAAAACGGUGCUUGACUGGUUUACCACAAGAAAUGUUGAGAUUCUUCACCCUCAACUGUCAGAGGUCUUCCAUUAAGCACCGUAUUAAAAUGGGGAGUUGGGUAUCAUAGAGAUUCAACUCAUUUCUCUUUUGGUCCUAUGAUAUCAUUUGUUCAGUGUCUAUGGGUACUUUCCUAUCCUGGGUGUUCAAUUCUACACUAAUUAUUAUUUUCCUAAGACUGUUGACUGAAUGGUUUUAGUCAUUAUUUAGCUCCUCCCCAUACCCAGGGUGAUGUCACUUAUGGGGCCAUGUUGCCUUGCUUUGUGCCAACUGAACUGUGGCCCCUUUUUGAAUUUCAUAUCGAGAGAAGCUGCAUACAGUUUGCAUAUGCACUACAUAAAGAGAUCAUAGACAUGCAACAUGGGAAGGCCAUUGGACAAUCACAUGAAAACUAACCUGAUUCUAUUCUCUCUCCUGACAGUUUCCUUGUUGUUUUUGCCGGACUGAUAGGCCUUUUCUCAAUUGGAUUUGCUCAACUCUUGCGUCCUCCCUCUUCCAUCAUCCUCUGGCCUCCUUUUGAAAAAGGUCAAAGGUAAUCGAGGAGAGGGGAAAGAGGACGAAAAUGCACCUGUAUAAAAUGACUCCUCCAAUCACGCGUCAUCAGGCAAAUUACGUUUACAGGGUGGAAUCCCAAAAUAAUAUGUAUAAAGUGAUAACUAAGAAAGCUAGUUGUGCAAAACAUUUUAUAGAUAAAAAGGACAAGUAGAAUAUAGUUUUAAAUGUUUGCAUGCUUUUCUUCGAGAAAACAGUAGCUGAUUCGAAGGGGGUGGCUGAUUUCAAAACUCUUCCACGAAGGACUCAGGGUAGGAUACACUUUUGCUUUCCUCGCCAAAAGGAGCCUAUUGAGGAGGGGAGGACCGUCUUCCAUUCGUCUACUAACGAAUUGACACUUCCACCACUUAUCGGUUUCCGGGUCGCAGAGGAGAAAGGACAAGACUUCUGCCUCUACUGCUACCUUAACAAAUGCAAUGUACUGUAUAAUGAUGACAUGGUUUGGGUGUUUGGAAAAGGCCAAAAGACAGAGUCAACUGUUCAACUUGGAGGAGAACAAUAAAAUUGUUUUGGAUGUAAAAUUAA